Drosophila arizonae is the source of this 1183-nucleotide messenger RNA. RefSeq names its product peritrophin-44. Gene Ontology annotation, cellular component: extracellular region. NCBI's taxonomy places the organism in Eukaryota, Metazoa, Arthropoda, Insecta, Diptera, Drosophilidae. The record is from RefSeq and is a predicted model, not a curated record. Gene Ontology annotation, molecular function: chitin binding.
UCAGUCAAGUUGUUGAGCUGCAGGCGGAGCUAGCGAUCGCAACAAUUUAAGGAUACCGAUAACUAUCGCCGAUAACCAACGAUAACCGAGAACAGCAUGAAGCAAGCUAGAGGAGUCCUGCCCCUGCUUGUGCUUGCCGUGGUCGCCCUGGCCAGUGGCAGCAAACUAGCCGACUUCGAGUCUCUCUCGAUAAGUGAGAUGUGCGAGCUGCUGCCCACGGAUACUAGCUUCCUGCGGCCAAAUACGUGCAACUAUUGGGUGCACUGUCCGAGCUAUACCACCGCAUUGGAGGAGGGCACCUGCGCCACGGGACUCAGCUAUAACAAGGAGAGGGGCCGUUGCACCGUCGCUGAAAAUGUCGAUUGCCCCUACGAGACGACUGCAAUGAACAUCAACACCAUUGUCAAUGCCUGUGCUAACGAAACGGAUGGCACCUUCCUGCCGGAUUCCACAAGCCACAAUUGCCAGGGCUAUCUGCUCUGCAAGGGGCGCCGUGAGGUCAAGGCCAACUGUCCCAAAGAGCUGAUCUUCAAUCCAAGAUCCCGCUCUUGUGUCUACCCCACCCAGUACAGUUGCCCGGGCAGCAGUCAAAAAACCAAAUCCCCGGUCUGUCGCUCCCUGUCUAACAACACUCGCCUAGCCAAUGAGCAGCAUUGCCAUAAGUACUACGUCUGCAUCAACGACGUGCUCUAUGAGCGCGAAUGUGCCGCUCAUAAGGCAUACGAUGUCACCCUCGGCCAGUGCGUGCCCGCAGUCAAUGCCACGUGCUAUGCCACCGCAGCGCUGCCCCCGCCAGAGAAUACCUUCUGCCUGGUUAACGGCACAGCGCGCCAGGGCUACUUUGCGGACGACGAGUCGUGCAGCCACUACUACAUCUGCAAGGCUCCCACGAAUGGCAAGCACGACACGAAUCCCCAACAUCUGCGUUGCCCUCUGGGCUUGUACUUCGACUACGAGAAGCUCUCCUGCCGCGAUCGUGUCAAUGUUCGCUGCCCGCUGGACCGUUGCGUCGAUACCACCUUGACCUAUGUCAAUGUACUGGGCAACUGUCAGUCCUAUGCACGCUGCUCGAACGGAGUCACCGUCAGCACUGGCCAUUGCCCCACCGAUUACUUCUUUGACGAACGCAACCAGGGAUGCACGCCCGUUAACCCCAACUAUGUCGCAUGCGCGGCCUGAUCCU